This is a messenger RNA of Pelobates cultripes (western spadefoot toad), 1098 nucleotides long. The record is from the annotation of a GenBank genome assembly. Lineage: Eukaryota; Metazoa; Chordata; Amphibia; Anura; Pelobatidae.
AUGGCUGUAUAUUGCUAUGCCUUGAAUAGCCUGGUGAUGAUGAAUAAUAGUAAUGUGAAGUCGGGCAGCGUGACAAAGACUAGCCCUAGCUGCCAGAGACCUGUUUUGCCAGUUCCAGACAGGAAAAGCACCUACUUUCCAUUGUUGGGGAGUGCGAUACUGCCACCUUAUAGCCCAGGACCAUCAAGUCCUUCGAGCUCUCCCAAGACCAAAAACACAUCUUUCAUUUUUCCUGAAAAUGCAAAAGAACGAUCCACUGCAAGAAGCCGUAGCCCAAGUUGGAAUGGCAGGGAUGGACAGACACCGAAAGCUGGAAGGUGCCCUUCCCCACUUCGGUUACCGGGCUAUAAUGUGGGAGAAGCAGGCUCACGCUCGGGAAUCUUAUCAGGGUUUGGACAGGGCAAUGGUUCAGGGACAUGGCAGUUAGAAUCAGAAGAAAAAAGACGUUUAGCUCGGAUACAACGUGAGCUUCAGAAUGUACAGGUGAACCAGGUUGUGGGACUUUUUGAAGCUCACAUUCAAGCCCAAAAUAGCCCACUUUCCCCAGGACUCCGAAGUCCUAGAUUUGGAAGUCGAUCCCCAUCACCAUUAAGGCGAACGUGGGGAGAAGAAAACAUUUUUUCCUUUGUCCACAAUUCAGGCCGCAAAGUGUCUUGUUCUAGUCAGGAUGGACUUUCAGUGGUUCCUACAUCUCAAUCCUUGGUCCCCAGUGUAGAGAAGGAUGUAUCAGUAGCUAUAAACUCUGUGUCUACUGGGCAGCAAUGCAACACUUCUCCACAGGAGGAAUCAACUAAGACUAACUCACUUACCAUAGGAACACCAGGACCUAUUCCCGCUGUCAUCAUUACGGACCACGGGGAGGAUGGGGAAGGGCAGGUGGAGAGUAAUAGUUUGGGUAUCAAUCCAACAUCUCUUCCAAGGAAGCUGUCAUCCUCCUCAGCUUCCUCUACUGGUUUUUCAUCCUCCUGGGAUGAGUCUGAGGAUGAUGUGUCAAGUGAUCCUGAACGCUCUCUGGAAAAGAGCCCUCCUUUCCUUCAGACUAUUGAACAACCAAAGCCUCGGGUGGUAAGUACUUUGCACUUUUUCUUGUAUGCUUAA